AUGAAGCUGUUGCAUCUUUUCCUGCCAGUGCUGGCCUUUUGUACGCUGUCAGUGGCGCAGAGCAACAACACGCUCACAUCGCUGGACGGUGUGCCUGUUUGUGCUCAAGUAUGCGGCUUCAUCGCCUUGGCCAAGUCGUACUGCGUAAAUGUACCCCUGGAUCGCAUGAGCGAAUGCACAUGCAACAACCGAGAUAUGGGGGCCGAGACAACCAAAUGCGUCGUCGAAAACUGUACAGUCAAGGAGUCACUAGCCGCACUCCGCUACUCGAAGUUAUCAUGCGGCGAGAAACCGCGCGACGAGCGCCACAUCUACUAUUUUAUCGCCAUAUUCUUCGCCGUUAUGUCGAGCGCCCUUGUUGUCGCCCGGCUCAUCUACAAGGUUGUGACAUUUGGGUGGCUAGAGCUUGGGCUAGAUGAUUUGUUCAUCUCCCUCACGAUUAUAACGGGCGUCAUACCCAGCACCAUCAUCACCACCAAGGGGGCUUUGCCCAACGGGUUGGGGGUAGACAUAUGGGCAGUUCCGGUCGACAACAUCUACACAUUUUUAAAGUUUCAUUUCGUUGUCAGCAUCAUCUACUUUUUGCAGGUCGGCCUGCUCAAGAUGUCGCUGCUCUUCUUUUACAUGCGCAUCUUCCCCGCCAAGGAGAUUCAGCGCGUACUUUGGGGCACUGUGGCCUUCAAUGCCGCCGUGACCAUCAAUUUUGUGCUCAUGAUCGCUCUGCAGUGCGCCCCGAACCCUGAGCUCUUUUGGACCGCCUGGGACGGCGAUCCCCGACACCAGGGCACGUGCAACCUGAGCUUCACCGACGUUAGUCUGGGCAGCGCGGCCUUUAGCAUUGCCAUUGAUGUUUGGAUGCUUGCCGUGCCGAUAUGGGAGUUGAGGAAACUACAGUUGCACUGGGCAAAGAAGCUCGGGGUGGCCAUCAUGUUUGCCACGGGGACAUUUUUCACUGUACUCAGCUGCAUCCGCCUCCGCAUCCUCGCCGACGUCACGCGCACGCUCGAAAACGUCACCUACGACCAACUCGAGAUCUCCAUCUGGUCCUGCGUCGAGAUCACCGUCGGCAUCAUCUGCGCCUGCAUGCCCACCAUGCGUCUGCUCAUCGUCCGCAUAUUCCCGUCGCUGUCGGGCUCCACCGCCCGCAGCUACCCCAUCAACAGCCGCAGCGACGCCAGUAAAUCCGCCUACGCCCGCGCCAGCAGCAGGCGCCAGAGCCACGUGCUCAGCAGCGGCGCCAACGGUGGCAAGGACGCCGAUGACAUGUCGGGCCAACCCCCGUUUCCCCUGCGGACCCUGACUUCGGGCACCACGGUCGGUCACGUUCGGUCCAUGUCUCCCACCUUGUCGAUCCCGCCGGGUGCCAUCAGGAUGGAGAAGGACUUCUCGGUCGUGUCGACGCCGCAGGUUCCACCUGUUGCUGCUGGUCGGAGCAGCAUACCAACAGACUCUGAUGAUGACCAGACCAGGCUUGUUAUCAUGGGAAACAAUGACUUGUCAAGGUCGGAGUCGGUCAGGAGCACUACGAAUGCAAAAAGGAAAUAA
Molecule: messenger RNA, 1545 nt
Organism: Pyricularia grisea
Lineage: Eukaryota; Fungi; Ascomycota; Sordariomycetes; Magnaporthales; Pyriculariaceae
Exons: 3
Coding region: 1-1545 (514 amino acids)
Source: RefSeq, a predicted model, not a curated record